Messenger RNA from Neoarius graeffei (lesser salmon catfish), 5693 nucleotides. RefSeq names its product volume-regulated anion channel subunit LRRC8D-like. The record is from RefSeq and is a predicted model, not a curated record. Bases 222 to 2711 code for a protein of 829 amino acids. Lineage: Eukaryota; Metazoa; Chordata; Actinopteri; Siluriformes; Ariidae. Gene Ontology annotation, molecular function: protein binding. The transcript has 2 exons.
UCUCUCUCACGCACGCACACGCGCAGGGCAUGAUGGGGCGCUCGCGCGCGCGCGCACUCAGACCGGUUUGUGUGCACACUUGUGGGUGAGAUGGUUCCACGCAGAACCCGCUGUGGAACUGUUCCGCCUUUCCGCCGCUUUGUCCCACUCGGAGUUCGGAGGGGAAGCGCUUUGGGUCGCGGCUGUGCCAUGUGAUCUCAGGAAGCGACACCGGAGGCGAGAUGUUUACCCUGACUGAAGUGGCCUCGCUUAAUGACAUCCAGCCCACGUAUCGAAUACUGAAGCCAUGGUGGGAUGUCUUCAUGGAUUACCUCGGUUUCGUCAUGUUAAUGUUAGCCAUCUUUGCCGGGACAAUGCAGUUAACCAAAGAUCGGAUGGAAUGUCUUCCCAUUCUAGAGGAUGCUAAUAAGAUAUCAAACACAAACUCCUACAUGACACCUAGCUCAGUGGAGAUCUCCACGUCAUUUUUAGGAACUGGAUCCGUAACCACUUGGGAUCUUCCAGAUAGUCAGAGUCAUGAAGUCAGAGUCAGCGCUGAGCCUCAACCCAAAGGACGCAACGCAAACUUGGCCUAUCAGCAGUACUCUUUCGUCAAUCAGAUGUGCUACCAUCUUGCCUUGCCCUGGUAUUCAAAGUACUUUCCUUACCUUGUCCUGAUACACACCAUCAUGUUGAUGGUAAGCAGCAAUUUUUGGUUCAAAUAUCCAAAGACCAGCUCAAAGAUCGAACACUUUGUGUCCAUCCUUGGCAGGUGCUUUGAAUCACCCUGGACCACAAAGGCAUUGUCGGAAACUGUAUGCGAAGACUCUGAAGAAAACAAGCAGAGACUCUUUGCUGGCAAGUCUGGUCCUAAGCAGCUGCCCUCAGAUAACCAAGAUGACCAUGCCAACUCAUUCCAACCUAUGUUAGGAAACAAUAGCAUGAAGUUCUCCGCUGAGAAAAUCAUUCCUGAAGGUCCAAGUAUGACCAUUUUGGAUAAAAAAGACAGUGAACAAGCCAAGGCUCUUUUUGAGAAGGUUCGGACUUUCCGAGCUCAUGUUGAGGAUAGUGACUUCAUCUACAAUCUGUAUGUGGCACAGACAGUCAUCAAAGCGCUCAAGCUAAUAGUUAUCCUGGGUUACACAUCAGCCUUUGCUGCAGACAUCAGUUUUAUUCAUAUGUGUGAACCCAAAGUGGAAUUCUUAAUAGGGUAUGAUCAAUUCAUCUGCACACAUAAUAUGGCCUUCAUACUGAGAAAGCUCCUUUUUACAUUUAUGAUGAUAAUUGGACUUUACUGCCUCGUGUGCCUGUACUCACUUUUCUGGCUUUUUCGAGGUCCACUCAAGGAAUAUUCUUUUGAAAAGGUCAGAGAGGAAAGCAGCUUCAGCGAUAUCCCUGAUGUCAAAAAUGACUUUGCAUUCCUCCUCCACAUGGUUGACCAGUAUGACCAGUUAUACUCCAAGCGAUUUGGCAUUUUCCUGUCAGAGGUCAGUGAGAACAAGCUACGGGAAAUUAGCCUUAAUCACGAAUGGACACUAGAAAAACUGCGUCAGCAUGUAACCAGCAACACCCAAGACAAGCAGGAGCUGCACUUGUUCAUGCUGUUGGGACUGCCCAGUGCUGUAUUCGACCUUACCGAACUUGAAGUUCUUAAGCUAGAACUCAUCCCUGAAGUCCGGAUUUCAGCCAAGGUUUCCCAGAUGACCAAUUUACAGGAACUUCAUCUCUAUAAUUGUCCUGCUAAGGUGGAGCAAACAGGUUUCACUUUCCUCCGAGAUCACCUUAGGUGCCUUCACGUGAAAUUUACCGAUGUCGCAGAAAUCCCUCCAUGGAUUUAUCUUUUGAGGAACCUCAGGGAACUGUACCUAAUUGGUAGGUUAAACUCAGAACACAACAAAAUGAUUGGUCUGGAAUCCCUGAAAGACUUAAGGCACCUAAAAACAUUCUGUCUCAAAAGUAACCUGAACAAACUACCCACCAACCUCACGGAUCUCUCUCCACACCUCGUCAAGCUGGUUAUACACAACGAUGGGACUAAAUUGCUGGUACUGAACAGUCUUAAGAAGAUGACUAGCUUGCGUGAGUUGGAGCUCCAUCACUGUGACCUGGAGAAGAUCCCCCAUGCUGUUUUUAGCUUGACAAACCUGCAAGACUUGGAUUUGAAAUCCAACAGUUUCCAGACCAUCGAAGAGGUCAUCAGCUUUCAGCACCUGAAGAGACUGACGUGCCUUAAGUUGUGGCACAACAAGAUCGUCGCUAUUCCACCAAGCAUAAAUCGGGUGAAGAACCUCGAGUCUCUCUACCUCUCCUACAACAAACUGGAGACUCUACCAACUACUCUGUUUUACCUCCCAAAGCUCAGGUACCUGGAUCUCAGCAACAACUCCAUUUCGAUGAUUCCAUUCGAAGUGGAACUUCUUCAGAAUCUACAGCACUUUGAUAUCACAGGGAAUAAAGUGGAGGUUCUUCCCAAACAGCUGUUCAAAUGUGUCAGAUUGAAAGUCCUCUGUGUGGGGAACAACAGGAUCACCAUCCUUCCUGAAUCCAUCGGACAGUUAACACAACUUGUUCAACUUGAUGUUAAAGGGAACUGCUUGGAUCACCUUCCCUACCAACUUGGUCAAUGCCAACAACUUAAUAAGAGCUUAUUCACUGUAGAGGAUCACCUUUUUGACACACUUCCACUUGAGGUAAUAGAGCAAAUGAUGGAGGUGCCAACGUUCCCAGUUUAGCUGGAGGAUUGAUGUUUGACCCCUUGCUACUGUGAUAAGGACAUUUAUGCAGCAUUUGGAAUAAAAUUCAAAAUGUAUAAAAUUCACCAGGCAGAAAAGCUUAUUCACUGAAGGGGAAAGGAUACGGGAUGUCAAAGAGGCAUAUUUGCUUCCGAUUUCCAUUUCUUCAAGUCGACUUUACCGAGAACCUUUUUUAUGAGCCAGUAGAAAAUAAGUGGAUGGAACUGUUUUAUUUGUUUAUUAAAAAGGGUAGCUUGGUAUAUAUCUGAAAGAAAAAAGAAUUAGCCGUCUCGUCCCCCCAGCAUGCACUGCAGGGUUUUUUUUUCCCCUUUCUACAUGCAAGGAUUAUUUUUUGGUAGCAAUGUUGGCAUCUCUGAUAUGAGUACAGAUCCUUCAUCACUGUAUAACUGUUCACCACUUGGAUCUUCAGAGGAUGCUGGUCAGUAUUCUGCCUGUACCCUGUACACCCCAAAAAUACUGGAGGAAAAUACAGCAUCGAUGUUGAUGAAAAAUGAGGUCCACACAGAAACCCUUUUUGUAUGGAUUUUUUAUGUACUUUUGGAUUUCGGUGGAAUGUGCCGAUGUUAAAUUUUUGUAUCAAUCCAACUUUUGUGGUUUGCAGUUGCGUAUUUUCAUGUUUGCUAAUACCCCUCCCCCACCCCCAUUUUAGUCACCUGUCAAUUCCCAGGUGCUUUCUCAGAGGUACCGUAUAUGAAGACAGCCAACCACAUCUUGGUGAUCAUCUGAUGUAUCACAGAGCAAUGCAACACACUCGGAGGAAAGCUCUAUUUGCCGCCUUCUUCUGCAUACUUAAGCUCACAGAUACCCAUGAUUGGCUUGUGUCACUGUGAUUGACCAGGGAGAGAGUGAGAGAGUCUGCCUCUCUCCCUCCCUCCCAGAGAGUACAGCUGAUUUUACUCCCUGUAACGGAUGGCUAUGCCAUUGUUGGGAUUUUAAUUUGUAAUCCUCCAACAUUUGAGUGGACAUGUUUUCUGUUGCGCUGCAUGCGAAAAUCCAUCGAGUGACAUUUGAAAAUGAAACCAAUCUUGCCGGCAGCAUGGUGGUGUAGUGGUUAGCACGGUCACCUCACAACAAAAAGGUUCUGGGUUCAAGUCCAGUGGCCAAUGAGGGCCUUUCUGUGUGGAGUUUGCAUGUUCUCCCCGUGUCCGCGUGGGUUUCCUCCAGGUGCUCUGUUUUCCCCCACAGUCCAAAGACAUGCAGGUUAGGCUAAUUAGUGGUGCUAAAUUGACCGUAGGUGUGAAUGUGAGUGUGAAUGAUUGUUUGUCUCUGUGUCAGCCCUGUGAUGAUCUGGCGACUUGUCCAGGGUGUACCCCGCCUUUCGCCCGUAGUCAGCUGAGAUAGGCUCCAGCUUGCCUGUGACCCUGCACAGGAUAAGCGGUUACAGAUGAUUGAUGGAUGGACAACUCUUGCCAGUGUCAUCAUCCAUCAUCACUGCUGCAUGCUGUUCCUGUGCUGUUUAUUGACGGAUAGCGCUUUCCUCUGAAUGUGUUCCUCAGUGUCUUUAAUUUGUAACAAAUGUAUUGAAUUACACAAUAAAUUGUUUAAUCAAGUACAGUAUCAUCACCUGCCUGUUGUUGCUGUAGCCAGUGUGUUGCUAUAUAUUGAAGAAUUUAAAGAACUCAUGAUGGUCAGUGCUUCAGAAUGUAUAAAUUUAAAAAUUUCGAAUGUGAAUUCUGCUUUGGAAAUGUAGAUAAAAAUAAAACACAUUUUUGAGAUAAGUAUUUAUCUUGAGUGAAUACCCAUCCAUCCAUUCAUUAUCUGUAGCUUGCUUAUCCUGUACAGGGUCACAGGCACGGUGGAGCCUGUCCCAGCUGACAAGAGGCAGGGUACACCCUGGACAAGUUGCCAGGUCAUCGCAGGACCAACACAUAGAGACAAACAAUCAUUCACAUCUACAGUCAAUUUAGAGCCACCAAUUAGCCUAACCUGCAUGUCUUUGGACUAUGGGGGAAACCGGAGCACCCGGAGGAAACCCACGCAGACAUGGGGAGAACAUGCAAACUCCACACAGAACCACUCCACCACCGUGCCACGCUUGAGUGAAUCCUUCAAUGAAAAAUCAAAUGUACACAAGUUUAAAACACUUCAGGAUGCGCUGUCAUAGGAACAUAAUCAACUUCGAUGUGGUAACAGUAACUCCACUGAGUCACAACACCCUGUCUUUGAUUAAUUUACUGUAACAGUAUCUCACACAGUUGUUUAUUUCGUAUAAACAUGAACAGAACAUCAACAGUGUGGAUCAUGGCUUUUCUAGAAAGGUUUUCAGAAAGCUAUAAUAAUACAGUUUCAAUUUGGACUUUUUUGUAGCUAUGUAUUAUAAUGGUAAUUUUACAUAAGUGCUUUUGUAAAAUUGAGACAGCGUAGCUUAGUGACAAUGACUGAAGCAAGUAUAUGAAUAUUUUUGCCUUGUGUUUACAAAAAACAUUUUUGCGCAAGAGUGAUUAGCACUGUCGCCUCACAGCAAGAAGGUUCUGGGUUUGAACCUGGCCUUUCUGCGUGGGUUUCCUCAGGGUGUUCCGGUUUCCUCCCACAGUCCAAAAACACAUGGAUGCGGUCAACUGGCUACUCUAACUUGCCCAUAGGUAUGAAUGUGAGCGUGAUGAUUGAUUGCUCAUCUCUGUGUAGCCCUGUGAUAGAUUGGCGACCUGCCCAGGGUGAACCCCGCCUCUCACCCGAAGUCUGCUGUGAUUGGCUCCACUUUCACCUAUAACCCUGAUGGAUAUGCACUGUAGAUAACGGAUGUCUGGAUUUUGUGUGAGAAAGACCUCCAUUAACCCAAAGCGCAAGUCGUAGAUACUGAAUAUAAGUAUAUUGGGCAUAAAGAAGAAAAUUGUGCAUAUUUUGAUUUUUCACUGAAAUGAUGCUUUGAAUUGUCUGAGAUUACUGGAAAUGUUAAACAUGUCAUCUAAGAACUAUCCUGGCUAUCGAUGGUGAUUUUUGAAUUAAAAUAUGGGUGCAAUA